UCUCCACCAUCAGUUUAAUUCCACCCUUCGAAUCAACAAGACAAGAUGGAGAAGUAAUUCAUAGUGAUUGGCAGAAUAAUCGGAAUGAGCGAAUACGGCUUGAGCCAACGGGAGAUAUCGAGGAGACUUGGGUGUAUGUCGUGAAAUCUACUUGGUUGCGGAGAUGGGAGGAGGAAGGAGAAGAUUUAGAAGAUAGAAGGAAAGGAGGCAAUCACCCAAGAGGCACCACGGAAAACGAAGAUCAAUCUAUUGUGCAAACAUGUGAAACCAACCCUCACCUUAACGCACAACAAAUUGAAGAACGAUUGAACAUCCAGGCCUCUAUGGACACUGUCAGAAGACUUCACCAGGCGGGGCUUCAUCACCACACCCCCGCCAUGACAGAUCAUCUGACACAACACAACGACACAAGGAUAUUCUUCAAUUUGCUGAAGAUUACCAAGAGAAAGAAUUCGAUUUCUGGGGAAGUUAUUUUUUUCCGACGAGAUCUUUUCCUCAGCAGGGCAUGGCAAACUGCACUGUUGAAGGAAUGGAACAAGUGUGAAAUUACGAUAUUGGAAAUUGGAAUUAUGAAAAUCAGCCAACACACUGACUGGCAGAGCAGAGUUCCUACCAUGAGUGGCACGGAGGGAGUUAUACCUCGUCCAGAGAUGACUUCUGUGCUGUUUCAGUAUCUGGAAGGUAUUUACAGAGAUCCUGAAACAAGUCUACAAAAUGAGCUGUGGCUGCCGAGAAGAGUGACUCACCAAUGGCUAGCUGAGAGAGGAAUGUUUCCGAGGUUUCUCACAAGCAUUAUAUCAUGGCGCUCUGUGGCCGUCCUGGCACUGACUGCAAGUCUGCUGCAGAUAACCAAUAUAGUCUUAACAUGGCAGUUGAAGCAAAGACACCUGCUUUAUGCACCCGAGGCUGCCGAGGUGGAGGAGACCAGCGGCCAGCUGGGCUCAAAGAGACACCACCAUCACCAUUCGGCCGACAGACGUGGACACUUCCACCUUGGCCCAAAGGUCUCAGAUGAUCACCAAGCAACACUGUCCCGCAUUGCUCACUGGAGUGUGCUGGACGGUUCUGGGGAGUUCCGCGUGUCAGGUGGAGUGCUGCGUGGGACGGCACAGUCCAUGGAUUGGGUGGAGCAGGACGAGGCUAGGCAUCAUGACCUCACCCUGGUCACCCAGUGUUCCUUGUCAAGGCUUCACAAGCUUCCACCUCUUGCUGUGCAUUGGCAGGGCCCAUUGUCCAUUGCAGUGUUUGUUCUGAGUGGGGAGGUGCAAGCAGCUGUCCAGACAUUCCACCUGCUUAGAAAGUGUUACCCGAGUGUGAAAGAAAACGUUACCUUCAGCCUGGUGUUUCCCCUCAACUCCCCCACCUCCCCUCACAUCAUCCCCACAGCAAACACCACUCCCUGCCACAAGAUCUUCUCUCCCGUGCACCAAGACAACUACAGCUUUAAUGGAGUGCAGUACCCCAACAACCUGCUGAGGAAUGUUGCCCGGAAAGCAACCACCACCAGUCACAUGAUGGUGGUUGAUGUUGACAUAACUCCUAACUCAGGACUCCAUAAAUCCUUCUUGUCAUUUGCAAAGAGAAAGGGUUUGUUUAAGAAGUUUAGUAAAGAAAAGACAGUGUGGGUGCUGCCAGCCUAUGAAGUGAAAAACGAUGCUGGUAUCCCUGAAACUAAGGAGCAGCUGUUGACAAUGAAGAAAAAAGGUUUGGCAAGACCUUUUUAUCAAGAAUUGUGCUUAAAGUGUCAGAAAUUCACAGACUACCCAGCUUGGGAAAAGGAAAAGGCUGGACGCUCAGGAUUGUCGACAGCAUACGAGGUACUCUGGCAGAGCACAUAUGAACCUUUCUAUAUUGCCAGCACCAAGAUACCUCUCUACGAUGAAAGGUUCAGGCAGUACGGCUUCAACAGGAUCAGCCAAGUGUGUGAGCUGCAUGUGGCGGGCUUCAGGUUCCUGGUGUUGGAUUCUGCAUUUGUGAUCCAUGAAGGAUUCAAAACAGUGGACAGCUUCCACACCACAAAGGAUGCAGAGCAAGAAAAGAACAACAUCCUCUUUCGUCAUUUUAAAGCUGAGUUGAAGAUAAAAUACCCAGAAUCGUCUCGAAGUGUCACUGAGGUUUAUUUGGGUCACAUCCACACAGACGCUGCCCUCCUGCUGUGUGACCUCUGGGUGUUUAACAGCGGCAGUUUUUAAGUCAUUGCAUAUGCCUAUGUUUUCUUACAUAAGGUACUGUGCAAAAUUCAUCCCAAUCUCAUUAAGCUGAGGAAUUUUGGUAUUAAACAAAUUACAUAAAGGUGUUCAAAGCCGAAACCCCUGAGGCUUGACAUUAAGGAGAGUUUUGCAGGGUGACAUUGAUUGAUGCCUAUCAAAUAUUGUAGUUUACACAUUAUCAGGAUGAGCAUAUCACAUUCCUCAGACUUUUAGCUUUAAUUCUAAUGAAUUUUAUAAAAAGCUUUAAUUUGAUUUAUGCAUUGUAUAAAAUACAUACUGUAUUUCUAUUUAUUUUGGUCACAAUCUUAUUAUAUUUAAAAAUACAGUGGAAUCUCACCAUUUGUACUCAAGUCAUUCCCGGAGGCUGUUCAAAUUGCAAUUUGUGCAAAAUAUAAGAAAUAAUGUACACCUCAUCUCAAGUGUCAUACCUGCUGGGUUUCUUCAUUAGGGACAACAUUACACUCGAGGAUCACUAAACUCACGGUAUUGGAAAUUCUGUAAAAAUGCUUAUUCAUUCCAGCAACCAAAUGGAUUAGGAUGGUGGUAAUAUGAGGUAUCUGAAUCAUAAAGGUCAGUAGCCAUUUGGUCAGCGGCAGCAGCGGUCGGGGAGUGAUGUACUGAGGGAGGGAGGGAGGGAGGGAGUGAGUGAGUGUGGGUGGGUGGGUGGUGGUGAGUGGUGAGUGCACUCCAUACACACAUACUUUGUCUCUGUGGCAGCACAGUACUGAGGGACAACUUUCCUCUAAUAUCACAUGGCAGCCAAGUGGAGAGUGGUAGUAAUUUGAGGUAUCUGAAUCAUAAAGGUCAGUAGAUGAGAUGGAAGGUUCAACCAACAGCAACGGCACGGAAGUGAGUGAGGGUGGGAGGGAGGGUGGGAGAGAGGUGUGAGAGUGUCAAGGUGAUAAUCAUCCAACUGCUUAGUUAUUUUGCAAAUUAUUAUUUCAGAAUUGUUGUCACCAGAAAGUUGUUUUUUCAUUCAUCUAAAUUUAAGAAAAAUUUUUCUUUGUUCCAUUGUAGGUGACCUGUUCACUGCAAGGAUGGUCACUCUUUUGCCACAUGGGCCCCUUUUAUUGUCUUUAUUUUUCAACAAUAUGGUUGGUUUCUUCAUACCAUACUUGGUUGCAAGAUCAGAGAUAUAAGUUCUACUUUCAAACCAUAAGUUUUAUUUAUUUAUUUAUUUUUAUUUAUUUAUUCUAUUUUAUUUUAUUUUAUUUAUUUUUAUUCCAUUCAAUUAUCAUUCUCACUGCUUUCCCAUUAGGCUUUUUUGAUGCAUGGUGGCUGCACAAUUUUCAAUAAAAUAACAAAGAAUAGCAAUAAAACAUAAAGCUUGCACGGAUGAUGCUUAGUGCAAGGAAACCAGCACAAGGCUGACCUGAAGUGACAGCGUGGCACAGCCAGUACCAAGCUGAUGCUGUCCAAAGUGCAGGGCAAACUUAGUUGUUAGUUGAAUUUUGUGUGAACAAAUUGAAUGACAAGUUAAGUGAACAGUGAGGUGGAUGAAUGGUGAGGUUACACUGUAACUAGAUCUUUAUUCUUAAAGCAUUCUACAGGAUGGCUAGUACUAUGUUAGUUUUUUUCUAUAUUUAUACAAAUGGUUCAUUGAAAAUUAGAUGAUAUCUUGUUAGUAAUAAAUUAUUUAAUACCGAAGUA
This is a messenger RNA of Portunus trituberculatus (swimming crab), 3860 nucleotides long. Its product is annotated as beta-1,4-glucuronyltransferase 1-like. The transcript has 8 exons. Gene Ontology annotation, molecular function: glucuronosyltransferase activity. NCBI's taxonomy places the organism in Eukaryota, Metazoa, Arthropoda, Malacostraca, Decapoda, Portunidae. The record is from RefSeq and is a predicted model, not a curated record. The coding region runs from base 324 to 2192 and encodes 622 amino acids.